GUCCGUCUAUCUGUCAGGGGGUGGACACUUAGAACAAUUUGUGUAAUGAUGUUUAGGUCGGAGUUUUCUAAGAAUGAUUAUGUAUCUUAAUUACGUCAAAUAGAGUUAAGUUUGGGUUGACAAAACUUUAGGUUACAUAUAGUACCAAUAUAAUAGACCUAAAAAUCUAGAAAGUAUGUUGACUAUCAUUUUAGCUGACAAUUGGCUUCCACUAUUGACGCUAGAUUUGUUAUUGUUGUACUAAUGUUAUUGUUGGGUAAUUCUGUAUAAUUGCGAUUUUGUUCAAUAACUUGAGUUUUCUGCCGCAUAAGCUGAGUUGAGUCUUCUCCUCCGUUUCGUGUAAGUAUAUUUUUCUUUAACAAUUUUCUGCCGUGUGUGUUUACGAAAUAGUGACUUAUUAUUCCGAGAUAAUUACUCCAAUUGUGUUUACAUUUGUGUAUUUUAUUUGUUUUGUGUGAUACAAUGGAGAAAAGAACUAAUCAAGAAAUUAACUUUUGAAAUCUAGGAAUUUUCCUUUCUAGUAAUUGUAAUCAUAGUAAUUGUUGAUUGGACAAAAAAAUAUUAUAUCUCUCAUGUAUCAUACUGUUUAAUUUAUAUAUAACACGUUUUAAAUUUUAUAUAACGAAAAAUUACGAAUAAUUGUACUGUAAUGAAUACUUCAGUGAGACUUAAACACUAUAUAUAACUUAUACGUAAAAAAAUCGCGUAACAACACUAUUGUGUAUUUUGUAAUAAUAAUUUGUUAUUAAAUAACAGAAGUUAUUUAAAAUUGUGGACGUUUUACUUUUAGUACUCAAAAUUAAAUCAUAAUUUAUACUUCUGUCUGUAAGAUUUAUGUUCAGCAAUUUUUAUUUAAAUAUUAUUCAUCGUCUAAGGAAUUUAAUAAUAGGUUGGCAAGCUUGCCUUAUUUGUUAUGCGUAACGUUGGUAGAAAAAAUUACCUAAACUGAGCUCAUGUAUGUGUCCGUGAGUUCAAAAUCAAUAUAGAUACUAAGUGUCGCCUCUCCUUACGUAGUAUAUUACUUAAUCUAUGCCGUAAUUCAAAAACUCAGUCUUCGACUUCGAGGGAGCGGUUUUUAAUUUUUUGCUUAUUAUUGUUGUAUUAUUUGUUAUCAGUAAUUAUUUUUUCUUUACCUAACUGUAACAUAUUAUGUGUAAAUGAUCUUGAAAUCUACUUCAAAAGUAAAGAAAUAUUGACAGUAAAUUGUGUGUACGGUUGAAUAAAUUUAAUUAAAUUUAGCAAUGGCAGAUAUCUUGAAAACAUUUGUGAGGGCAUCAGAAAGAGCUGCAUGUAUUGCCCGAUCGUGCUGUGUUCCCGAAUCUAGUAAAGAGAUACUAUUAGUUGCGGAAAAAUUUGAAGGCGAAGCUAACACUCGUUUUGAGCAUGACUUUAAGACUAUAGCUGAUGUUUUAGCUCAAGAAUCAGCUAAAACUGAAAUAGCACAUCAUUUCCCUGAACUCGCAAAUCACGUUAGAGGUGAAGAAUGUUCUGAAAUUGGUGGAAUUAAUGUAUCGAUUAUGCAAGAUGCAGAAGAAACUGCUAACUUACUUUCAUUGCUUGUUACACCAAGUGCAGCUAAAAGAAUGGCUGAGGCUGCUCACUGUGAGCUCCAGUUAGAUGUAUGUGAUAAAAUAAAUGUUAAUAUAUCAGAAAUAAAUGUUAGUGAUAUAGGUAUAUGGAUUGAUCCUAUAGAUGCAACAGCUGAGUUUAUAGCAGGAGUGCGACAUACAGCUAAUGCUGACCAAGGUCUACCGUGUGUAACAAUCCUUAUUGGAGCCUAUUUAAAAUCUACUGGAGAACCUAUUAUGGGAGUUAUUAACCAGCCAUUUUGGAAUGGUGGUAAAGGUCGUAUAGUUUGGGGCAUCAGUUACAAUGGAAUACAUAAAUGGGGAGAUGCAAUAGAAACAACUGCAGAUAAUAAAAUAGUACUUAUGAGCAGUGCAGAAAAAUCUGAAAUUAUAGGAAAAGUAAAAAGUUCUGGUUUUGUUUCUCAAUCUGUUCCAGGAGCUGGUCAUAAACUUUUAAAAGUUGUAUUAGGAGAAGCAGUAGCAUACCUUGUGACUAAAGGAACAACAUUCAAAUGGGAUACAUGUGCGGCUCACGCUAUUCUCAGGGCUAAAGGAGGAGAUAUAGUUACCAAUGAUACAUUCACUCCUAUCACCUACAAUGAUCCUAUAGAUGCUGAUAAUCAAGUGUAUUGUAAUGCUGGUGGAAUUAUAGCAUAUUCUGACACUAGUGUGUUUGAUAAGUUAAAAGAAAUAUUAUCAUAACUCUGUUAAAAUUGUGGAAUUCUAUUUUAAUAAUAAUAAGUUAUUAUCAUUUCACAUAUUUUGAAACAUUA
Molecule: messenger RNA, 2341 nt
Organism: Manduca sexta (tobacco hornworm)
Lineage: Eukaryota; Metazoa; Arthropoda; Insecta; Lepidoptera; Sphingidae
Gene: Ipp
Product: inositol polyphosphate 1-phosphatase-like
Biological process (GO): phosphatidylinositol phosphate biosynthetic process
Molecular function (GO): inositol-1,4-bisphosphate 1-phosphatase activity
Source: RefSeq, a predicted model, not a curated record